Messenger RNA from Cavia porcellus (domestic guinea pig), 4687 nucleotides. It is a transcript of the gene Upf1, whose product is annotated as UPF1 RNA helicase and ATPase. The coding region runs from base 240 to 3617 and encodes 1125 amino acids. NCBI's taxonomy places the organism in Eukaryota, Metazoa, Chordata, Mammalia, Rodentia, Caviidae. The transcript has 23 exons. Gene Ontology annotation, cellular component: cytoplasm. Gene Ontology annotation, biological process: nuclear-transcribed mRNA catabolic process, nonsense-mediated decay. The record is from RefSeq and is a predicted model, not a curated record. Gene Ontology annotation, molecular function: RNA binding; DNA binding; hydrolase activity.
GGGCUGCGAGCAGCGGGCAGCUCGGAGGGGAACGGCGGCGCUGAGGGGGUUGACGAAGGCGGCGGCGGCGGCUCGGCGCUCGUGGCUGUCGGCCUAGCUCGCGUCAGGGCGAGCGGUUCGGUUGGAAGCGGGCGCGCGGGGGCGGCGGCGGCAACGCGAGGCCUGCGGCCUAGGCCUCGGCGCGGCGGCGGGCUCGAUUGCGGCGCGGAGCCGGCCCCAGGGCCCCUGGCAGGGGCACCAUGAGCGUGGAGGCGUACGGACCCAGUUCGCAGACGCUCACUUUCCUGGACACCGAGGAGGCCGAGCUGCUCGGCGCCGACACUCAGGGCUCGGAGUUCGAGUUCACCGACUUCACCCUCCCCAGCCAGACACAGACGCCCCCCGGCGGCCCCGGCGGCCCUGGCGGUGGUGGCGCUGGGGUCCCGGGCGGCGCGGGCGCGGGCGGCGCUGCCGGACAGCUCGACGCACAGGUGGGACCUGAGGGCAUCCUGCAGAAUGGGGCUGUGGACGACAGCGUGGCCAAGACCAGCCAGCUGCUGGCCGAGCUGAACUUUGAGGAGGACGAAGAGGACACCUAUUACACGAAGGACCUCCCCAUCCAUGCCUGCAGUUACUGUGGCAUCCAUGACCCUGCCUGCGUGGUCUACUGCAACACCAGCAAGAAGUGGUUCUGCAAUGGCCGCGGGAACACCUCUGGCAGCCACAUUGUAAAUCACCUUGUGAGGGCAAAAUGCAAGGAGGUGACCCUGCACAAGGACGGGCCGCUAGGGGAGACAGUACUGGAGUGCUACAACUGCGGCUGCCGCAAUGUCUUCCUGCUCGGCUUCAUCCCUGCCAAGGCCGACUCGGUCGUGGUGCUGCUGUGCCGGCAGCCCUGCGCGAGUCAGAGUAGCCUCAAGGACAUCAACUGGGACAGCUCACAGUGGCAGCCCCUGAUCCAGGACCGCUGCUUCCUCUCCUGGCUGGUCAAGAUCCCUUCGGAGCAGGAGCAGCUGCGGGCACGGCAGAUAACGGCCCAGCAGAUCAACAAACUGGAGGAGCUCUGGAAGGAAAACCCCUCAGCCACCCUGGAAGACCUGGAGAAGCCAGGUGUGGACGAGGAGCCACAACAUGUGCUUCUGCGCUAUGAGGACGCCUACCAGUACCAGAAUAUUUUUGGGCCACUGGUCAAGCUGGAGGCAGACUAUGACAAGAAGCUGAAGGAGUCACAGACACAGGACAACAUCACAGUCAGGUGGGACCUGGGCCUUAACAAGAAGAGAAUCGCCUAUUUCACCUUGCCCAAGACUGACUCUGACAUGCGGCUCAUGCAGGGGGAUGAGAUCUGCCUGCGCUACAAAGGGGACCUUGCACCCCUGUGGAAGGGCAUCGGCCAUGUCAUCAAGGUCCCCGACACAAACUUAACUCAGCGCCCAGAUUAUGGUGAUGAGAUCGCCAUUGAGCUCCGAAGCAGUGUGGGAGCACCUGUGGAGGUGACGCACAACUUCCAGGUGGACUUUGUGUGGAAGUCCACCUCCUUCGACAGGAUGCAGAGCGCGCUAAAGACCUUCGCCGUGGAUGAGACCUCCGUGUCUGGCUACAUCUACCACAAGCUGCUGGGCCAUGAGGUGGAGGACGUGAUUGUCAAGUGUCAGCUGCCCAAGCGCUUUACGGCUCAAGGGCUCCCCGAUCUCAACCACUCCCAGGUGUACGCCGUUAAGACUGUGCUGCAGCGGCCACUGAGCCUCAUCCAAGGCCCACCUGGCACAGGCAAGACGGUGACCUCUGCCACCAUCGUGUACCACCUGGCCCGGCAGGGCAACGGGCCUGUGCUCGUGUGUGCGCCAAGCAACAUUGCCGUGGAUCAGCUGACGGAGAAGAUCCACCAGACGGGGCUCAAGGUCGUGCGUCUCUGUGCCAAGAGCCGUGAGGCCAUCGACUCACCCGUGUCCUUCCUGGCCCUGCACAACCAGAUCAGGAACAUGGACAGCAUGCCGGAACUGCAGAAGCUACAGCAGCUGAAGGAUGAGACUGGAGAGCUGUCAUCUGCCGACGAGAAGCGGUACCGGGCCCUCAAGCGCACAGCCGAGAGGGAGCUGCUCAUGAAUGCUGAUGUCAUCUGUUGCACCUGCGUGGGUGCGGGCGACCCACGGCUUGCCAAGAUGCAGUUUCGUUCCAUCCUGAUUGAUGAGAGUACCCAGGCCACGGAGCCUGAGUGCAUGGUUCCCGUGGUGCUGGGGGCCAAGCAGCUCAUCCUGGUGGGUGACCACUGCCAGCUGGGCCCAGUGGUGAUGUGCAAGAAGGCAGCCAAGGCUGGGCUAUCGCAGUCCCUGUUCGAGCGCCUGGUGGUGCUGGGCAUCCGCCCCAUCCGCCUGCAGGUCCAGUACCGCAUGCACCCCGCACUCAGCGCCUUCCCCUCCAACAUCUUCUACGAGGGCUCGCUGCAGAAUGGCGUCACUGCAGCCGACCGGGUGAAGAAGGGUUUUGACUUCCAGUGGCCCCAACCUGACAAGCCCAUGUUCUUCUACGUGACCCAGGGCCAGGAAGAGAUCGCCAGCUCGGGCACGUCCUACCUGAACAGGACAGAGGCUGCCAAUGUGGAGAAGAUCACCACGAAGCUGCUCAAGGCUGGUGCUAAGCCCGACCAAAUCGGUAUCAUCACACCCUAUGAGGGCCAGCGCUCCUACCUGGUGCAGUACAUGCAGUUCAGCGGCUCACUGCACACCAAGCUCUACCAGGAGGUGGAGAUUGCCAGCGUGGACGCCUUCCAGGGCCGCGAGAAGGACUUCAUCAUCCUGUCUUGUGUGCGGGCCAAUGAGCACCAGGGCAUUGGCUUCCUCAAUGACCCCCGGCGGCUCAAUGUGGCCCUGACCAGAGCUCGGUACGGCGUGAUCAUCGUGGGCAACCCGAAGGCACUGUCAAAGCAGCCGCUAUGGAAUCACCUGCUCAACUACUACAAGGAGCAGAAGGUGCUAGUGGAGGGGCCGCUCAACAACCUGCGCGAGAGCCUCAUGCAGUUUAGCAAGCCACGCAAGCUGGUCAACACCAUCAACCCGGGCGCCCGCUUCAUGACAACAGCUAUGUAUGACGCACGCGAAGCUAUCAUCCCUGGCUCCGUGUAUGAUCGCAGCAGCCAGGGCCGGCCGUCCAGCAUGUACUUCCAGACCCACGACCAGAUUGGGAUGAUCAGCGCAGGCCCGAGCCACGUGGCCGCCAUGAACAUCCCCAUUCCCUUCAACCUGGUUAUGCCGCCCAUGCCGCCACCUGGCUACUUUGGACAGGCCAACGGGCCAGCUGCAGGCCGGGGUGCCCCGAAGAGCAAGGCCGGCCGGGGUGGGCGUCAGAAGAACCGCUUUGGGCUGCCAGGACCCAGUCAGGGCACUCUGCCCAGCAGCCAGGCCAGCCAGGACGUGUCGUCACAGCCCUUCUCCCAGGGCGCGCUCACACAGGGCUACAUCUCCAUGAGCCAGCCGUCGCAGAUGAGCCAGCCUGGCCUGUCACAGCCCGAGCUGUCGCAGGACAGUUACCUGGGUGACGAGUUUAAGUCCCAGAUCGAUGUGGCGCUGUCGCAGGACUCCACGUACCAGGGGGAGCGAGCCUACCAGCACGGCGGUGUGACAGGGCUAUCCCAGUACUAGAAGGUGGCGGCGGGAGAGCUAAGCGCCGUGGCUUAGUGCGUCAGCGUCCUACUCUGGGUAAUAAAAAUAAAAAUAAAGGAUACCUGUUUUCCACUGCUAAAACUGAGGCACCACUGUGUGAGCGGCAGGAGGGGCAGCAGCCAAGGGAGAGCCGGCAGCGAGGCCCCUGCGGGCACGCGGCAGCGGCGGCGAAGGCGACGGCGACGGUGGCACGAGGAGGAGAAGGGAGAGGCGACGGAGGUGGCGGCCAGGAGCCCCACCUGGAGGCCCGGCUUGCUGCGCCCCGGGCCGCGGCUGGCGGAGGCGAAGACCCUGUCUCAGAGUAGCCCUGCCCCGGUUCCUUCUCUCUCUUACCGAAGGGGACUACGUUUCCCAGGGGACAUCGUGGCGGCUCCGGACUGGCCGGGCCGGCCUGCGUCCCUAGGUUUCACUUAAAGAAAACAUGGUGUUUUGGGUUUUUCUGGUUUUUUUUUUUUUUUUGGUUUUUUUUUUUUUUAAAGAUUUUUUCAAAGAAGUACUGAGAAAUACUUUUCUAAGUUUGUCUCUAAGAUCCUAGCGGCAGACCUGGGAGCGGCUGGCAGCCUUGCAUCCCAGGCCCGGCACUGGAGCACGGAGGAGGAGCGCGGAUGGGGCGCUGCCCGAGGACUCAGAAGCCGUGGACACUGCGCACCCUGGGCCGGGAUCCGCAGGGCAGGAGGGCAUGGCCCGGACGGCUCUGUUCGCAGGAGGCAGACAAAGCUGGUGGUGGAGCAGGGCUGCCCGUCCCGCAGGCACCUAGAAGGAAGCGGGCAGGGCCAGCGGCACGGCCCUGCCUCCCCACCCUGCAGCCUCCAUCAGGCUGACUUGGACGCCAGGCCAGGGCGCGGCGCCCCCAUCGCAGGCUUCAGCCCCAAGUUCUUCAGGGGCCAGCAGUGGCCAAACUGCCCGCCUACCCGCUUUGCCUCUGCUUGGCCCUGUGCUUUGCCCCCCACCGUCCGGCAGCAGUCAAGCAUCCAUACCAAGGCAAUGUAAUUUGAUUUUUGGUCAAUAUGUUUUAAGCUCUUUUGUCACCAAUAAAAUCUUAAUAAACA